AUGACCGUCGGUGCCGGAAUCAGCGUCAGCAACUCCGACUUGGUGGUGUUAGGUCACCGUGUUCUUCGCGGCGUCCCGGAGAAUGUGUUGGUAACUCCAGCUUCAGGAAACGCUUUCAUCGACGGCGCGUUCAUCGGCGUCGCGUCGGAUCAAACCGGAAGCCACCGUGUCUUCCCUUUCGGGAAACUCGAAGACUUGCGGUUUAUGUGUGUGUUCCGAUUCAAGUUAUGGUGGAUGACGCAAAGAAUGGGAACAAACGGGAAAGAGAUUCCUUGCGAGACCCAAUUUCUAAUCGUAGAAGCAAACAAAGGGUCUGAUUUAGGAGCUGAUCACUCUGCUUCGUACGUUGUAUUCUUGCCUAUACUAGAAGGAGAUUUUAGAGCUGUUCUUCAAGGGAACGAGUCAAAUGAGCUUGAGAUUUGUCUCGAAAGCGGGGAUCCAAACGUUGACCAAUUCGAAGGGAAUCAUUUGGUUUUCGUGGCUGCUGGAUCCGACCCUUUUGAUGUCAUCACGAAAGCUGUCAAGGCUGUUGAACAACAUCUCCAGACAUUUUCACACCGCGAGAAAAAGAAAAUGCCAGAUAUGUUGAACUGGUUCGGUUGGUGCACAUGGGAUGCAUUCUACACCAAUGUCACUGCCAGUGACGUCAAGCAAGGUCUUGAGAGCCUUGAAGCCGGUGGGAUUAGCCCAAAGUUCGUUAUAAUUGAUGACGGAUGGCAAUCUGUUGCCAUGGAUGAGACCAGUGUUGAAUUCAACGCUGAUAAUGCUGCCAAUUUCGCAAACAGAUUAACACACAUAAAGGAGAAUCACAAGUUUCAAAAAGAUGGCAAAGAAGGCCACAGAGUAGACGACCCUGCAUUGAGUCUUGGACACGUUAUCAAAGACAUCAAGAGUAACAAUUCCCUCAAGUAUGUUUACGUUUGGCACGCGAUAACCGGGUAUUGGGGAGGAGUUAAACCGGGUGUUUCCGGUAUGGAGCAUUACGAAUCAAAGGUUUCCUAUCCAGUUUCUUCCCCAGGAGUUAUGUCCAACGAGAAAUGUGGCUGUCUUGAAAGCAUAACCAAGAACGGACUCGGUUUGGUGAAUCCUGAGAAAGUCUUUAGCUUCUAUAACGACCUUCACUCGUACCUUGCAUCCGUUGGGAUCGAUGGUGUCAAAGUCGACGUACAGAACAUUCUUGAAACUCUUGGAGCUGGACAUGGCGGUCGUGUGAAACUUGCAAAGAAGUAUCACCAUGCUUUGGAAGCUUCCAUUUCAAGAAACUUCCCUGACAAUGGUAUUAUCUCUUGCAUGAGUCAUAACACAGAUGGUCUCUACAGCGCAAAGAAGACGGCUGUUAUAAGGGCAUCAGAUGACUUUUGGCCUAGAGAUCCUGCAUCGCACACGAUCCACAUUGCAUCUGUUGCGUAUAACACACUCUUCCUUGGCGAGUUUAUGCAGCCGGAUUGGGACAUGUUCCAUAGUUUGCAUCCGAUGGCUGAGUACCAUGCAGCAGCUAGAGCGGUUGGUGGAUGUGCCAUUUAUGUCAGCGACAAACCGGGACAACAUGACUUCAACCUCCUAAGGAAACUUGUACUUCGAGACGGUUCCAUACUUAGGGCAAAGCUUCCGGGAAGACCAACCAGUGAUUGCUUCUUCAGCGAUCCAGUCAGAGACAAUAAAAGUCUUAUGAAAAUAUGGAACCUGAACGAAUACACCGGAGUUAUUGGAGUCUUCAACUGUCAAGGCGCUGGGUGGUGUAAGAACGAGAAGAGAUACCUAAUCCAUGACCAACAACCUGGUACAAUCUCUGG
Microthlaspi erraticum is the source of this 1793-nucleotide messenger RNA. The record is from the annotation of a GenBank genome assembly. Lineage: Eukaryota; Viridiplantae; Streptophyta; Magnoliopsida; Brassicales; Brassicaceae.